Molecule: messenger RNA, 876 nt
Organism: Exophiala spinifera
Lineage: Eukaryota; Fungi; Ascomycota; Eurotiomycetes; Chaetothyriales; Herpotrichiellaceae
Exons: 1
Coding region: 1-876 (291 amino acids)
Biological process (GO): mitochondrial respiratory chain complex I assembly
Cellular component (GO): mitochondrial inner membrane
Source: RefSeq, a predicted model, not a curated record
AUGAGAGUUCCAUCUCUAGACCUUCUUCGGGCCUUGCGCCUGGCUACAUCUUCAUCAUCAUCAUCAUCACCACUCCGCAAACCUCACACGUUCCACCGUGUCUGCACAUCACCACUCUCCCGACCAUCUCUACUGGCUCCUCCACAACUGCGUCCUCUCUCGACAUCCAUCGUUCGUCACGCACCGCAAGCUUCAUCUUCAUCUUCUGCCUCGCCUACGAGACGCCGCCCUCAAAAUGAACACUCACCCCCCACAACAGUUGCGGGCGCAGGCACAGGUGCAACUACAAAUGCAAGCUCAGGUACAGGCGGAGCAAGUACCGGUGUCAACCGCCUCAAUCCACGUGCUCCCAAAUCCCACGACCGCGGGCCCGCGUCGACUGAAGACACGCAAACCGACUUUUCGGCAAUGGACAUACUCACGACCUCGGGCGUCGCAGUCCCAGCCACGGCCAUCGACGCCUGCACCCAUGACGGCUUCCACUUGAACAACGGCACGCAAACACACAGCGGGAUGGGUGUGAUGUUGCUUGAUGGUGAAACUUUUGUUUGGACUCCCUGGAACACGGACACAAGUGGUGGUGGGCCUGGCUUUUCAUCUUUUCUAUCCAAGCGUGGCAUUCUGACGCUCCCCCUAUCCUCCCUGGGCGUAUUGGGUCUCUUGUACCCGAAGCCAGAUCUACUCAUCAUUGGCACGGGCGAGAAAUUGUGGAUGCUGAGCAAGGAAACACGUAAAUACAUCUCCGAGGACCUAGGCAUCAAAGUGGACGUGAUGGACACACCGAACGCGGCGGCAGCGUAUAAUCUGCUCGCAACGGAGAGGGGCGUGGACCAGGUUGCGGCACUGAUGAUACCGUUGGGAUUCAGGGGAGUCUAA